Ceratotherium simum simum (southern white rhinoceros) is the source of this 664-nucleotide messenger RNA. The record is from RefSeq and is a predicted model, not a curated record. Lineage: Eukaryota; Metazoa; Chordata; Mammalia; Perissodactyla; Rhinocerotidae.
UUCUGUCACUAGGUCCAGCCUCCUUUGAAGCAUGAGUUCCUACCAGCAGAAACAGCCCUGUCCCCCACCCCCACCGCCUCAAGAGCAGCAAGUGAAACAGCCCUGCCAGCCUCCACCGCAAGAAAUAUACAUCCCCAAACCCAAGGAGCCAUGCAUCAACAUCCCUCCACCUGGCAACCCCAACGUUCCUCAGCCUGGGAACACCAAGUUUCCACAAACUGGUGACACCAAAUUUCCAGAGCCAUGCUACCUCCAGUUUCCUGAACCAGGCCAAUCUACAUUUCCUGAGCCAGGUCCCAUCCUGAUCCCUGAGGUAGUCCAACCUAGAGUGCCUCAACCUGGCCAGUCCAAGUUCCCGGAGCCAUAUCCCAUAACAGUCAUUCCAGGUACAAUCCAAGAGGAGACCAAGCGGAAGUAAAAUGGUCCACAGCUGUGCACUUGAAGAGCUGACCACCAGAUGCUGAACACCUGCUCCUUUCUGCUUCUGUGUCUUAAUUGUCUGGAGACCUCAUCAUCAGUAUGUUUUCACCCUCAAUCAUAGCCUCUCUCUCAUUUGCACCCUAAAAAUAUGUGCUAUGCAGCUUUCCCUUAUACACCCAAAGAGUCCUCUGAGCCUUUGAAUUAUGCAGAUGGCCUUAGUGGCUCUGCUGGCCCUCAGUUGCUC